Molecule: messenger RNA, 777 nt
Organism: Gossypium arboreum
Lineage: Eukaryota; Viridiplantae; Streptophyta; Magnoliopsida; Malvales; Malvaceae
Product: ankyrin repeat-containing protein BDA1-like
Exons: 3
Coding region: 1-777 (258 amino acids)
Molecular function (GO): protein binding
Source: RefSeq, a predicted model, not a curated record
AUGGAUGAAAGUUUAAGAAAGGCUGCUACAGGAAAGGUUAACGAAUUAUAUAGAGUAAUUCAAAGAAAUGGAAAUGUUUUGAGGUGUGUUGAUGAGGUGGAUUUUAUGGAGAGACCAUUACAUAUAGCUGCAGAAGAAGGGUGCUUUGAGUUUGCAAUGGAGAUGAUGAACUUAAAGCCAUCAUUUGCUCGAAAGCUAAACCACCAAGGUUCGAGCCCACUUCACAUUGCAGUUAGAAAAGGGCAUAAAGAGAUGGCACUUCGCUUCUUGGAGAUUGAUAAACACCUUGUUCGUGUCAGAGGAAAGAAAGCUUCUCCUGAUUGUAUCCAAGAUGUUACAAUUGAGAAUCACACUGCUUUGCAUAUUGCAAUCCAAAACAAUAGACUGGACGUUCUCCAACUCCUAAUUCCAACGCUUACAAGGAAAGACUAUUAUUGGGAAGUGGUGAACCGGAAAGACAAAGAUGGAAACAGUGCACUUCACAUAGCCGCUAUCUAUAAUCAACCCAAGAAAAUGAAAACUCCCAUUAAUGUUGUGGAAGAUAUGGACUUAUCUGCUAUGAUUUUUGAAGUCAAUAUGGUUUAUUCAGAUCCAAGAGAAUGGUUGCUUGAUACAUGUGCCACAUGUCACAUCUGCUAUGAUGAAGACUUAUUUUUUGAGUUGGAACCUUGUAAAAAUAGGGAGAAGCUCUACAUGGGCAAUGAUGCAACUUCCAAGAUCAAGGGGAAGGGUACUGUGGUUUUGAUGAUGACUUCUAUCAAAGAACUCAAGCUUUAA